GGCAGCAGCAGCGGCAGCGGCAACAGCCGCCUUGUGGUGUACAGACACCUGACGAGCCGUUGGUUCGUGGCGUAUAAGCCACCGGGAUGGUCCGUGGGGCCCCAUCCGGAGGCCCCCAGUUUAGCGGAGGCUCUGCAAGACGCCUCAGACCGUCAUUUCCUGGCAGCUGCUGCCGCUGCUGCCGAAGUGGCUUCCGCUGCAGCACCCUCCGCACCGAGGGCAGCAGCAGCAGCAGCAGUGCUCGAGCACUCUCCCGCCAAGCUGCUUUUUUUCCCCCUUCCGGAGCUGCCUCUGGAAGCUCAAGGACUCACUCUGGUAGCCACGGACGAGUCAACCUUUCGCGGGGGUUGGUUUCUCGCGGCGAGCUGCAGCAGGAGUUUCGAGUACUGGCAAGCCUUAGAGAAGUGGCACCACCGAUGUUUCCCCAGCCCCCCCGAAGCGGCUCUGGAGGGCCUCUUCGAAGCCUCCCCUACUUCAGUCCUCCCCCGAGUGCGUGGCAUUGCUCCUGGCGUAAUGUUCAGCAGCGAGUGGAGCCUCGCGGCGGGGGAGUCUGGGGGCCCUCUGGUCUGGCGGGGGCCCCUGGGUGGCUGCCGUCGCACGGAUGCCUCGCUCUCAGUCUGCCUUUGGGGGCCCCCCUCCCCCUCCUGGACGGGGGAGCGGUCGAGGGAGCUUCGAGGGAAGGGGCCCCCGGUGCUCUGCGGGCUCUACCGCGUCUCCUGUGGGGGCCUCCCCUCACCCCAGCAAAUUCGCGCGCACUUUGCAGCUGCUGGCUGCCCCCUUGUAAAUGACGAGGCGUACAGCGAAAGCAGCAGCAGCCACACGCGCGAUGUCGAUAGCGGGGGAAACUCCACCGCCUCAGAAGAUCCCUAUGGCCAUCAAAUUUCAGGUGCUCAGCAGGAGGGGCCCCCACUAGCGGUAGAGCUAUGUGGGUCGCAUGCGGAUUCUGAGCCUUUCUACCCCACACUUUUCUCCGUGACUCUCGCUGAGGGAGUCAAUUUGCAACAAAAGACCCCUUGCGACACCCGAACAGCGGGCGUGAAACAGUCGUCACUUACAGCAGCCAGCAGCUCCAAAAAAAAGGAGGAUAGUGCUCGCUGCAGCACGCUAGGGUUGCAACUCUGCUGCUUGACGUUCCCGGACCCUCUAGGGCCCCGCAUGGGCCAAAGCUUUACGGUGUCUGUCGAGGGGCCCCCAGACUGGCCGCAGGAGUAG
This is a messenger RNA of Cyclospora cayetanensis, 1212 nucleotides long. RefSeq lists its product as uncharacterized. The record is from RefSeq and is a predicted model, not a curated record. The transcript is spliced from 4 exons. Lineage: Eukaryota; Apicomplexa; Conoidasida; Eucoccidiorida; Eimeriidae. The annotation marks the transcript as partial.